AAAAAGAAAAAGAAAAGAAAUGAUAUUAUUAACAGAAAAACAUACUGACAAAAACACUUCAGAGUUAAGACUUCCUCAGUUCUCUUCUCUUCCCGCAUUUCUUGUGCAGAGAAUUUUGCCAUUUUUGCUAUAUUUGAAUCUGAGCUAAGAAAACGGAGAGAAAAUCUAGGGAUUUUGAUUUUUGAUUUUUGGGAUUUGGGAAAUGUUGGUUCAGGACCGUGCGAUUCCCAAGUCUCCAAAGCAAUCUCAGUCUCGGAUCAGGAGUUUGCCCACUCGAUUCUCGGAGCCCGAAUCCCUAGAUUUCUCGGCAUGGUUGUCGGAGAAUCUCUACAAAAUCUUCGCCGUCGUCGUCCUGAUCGGCACCGUCGCGGCGCUGUUCUUCCUCCGGAACGUCGGCGAUACCGCGGCGCUGCUCUGCUUCGAGAGCCAGGCGCAGGCGAUCGAGACGAUCAAGUUUCCGAAAGUGAACUGGAAUUCGAUCCCGCCGAUCGCCGAUAAUAGCUCUCCGUACGUGAAUUUCCGGGCGGAGAGGUGGAUCGUGGUGUCGGUUUCGGAUUAUCCGACGGAUUCGCUGCGGGGGAUGUUGAAGAUCAAGGGAUGGCAGGUGCUGGCGAUCGGGAAUUCGAAAACGCCGGCCGAUUGGGGGCUGAAAGGUGCGAUCUUUCUCUCUCUAGAUGAACAAGCUAAAUUAGGUUUCCGAGUUUUGGAUUAUGUUCCUUAUGAUUCGUAUGUUAGGAAGAGUGUUGGGUAUUUGUUUGCUAUUCAGCACGGUGCGAAGAAGAUCUUCGACGCCGACGAUCGCGGCGACGUGAUCGAAGGGGAUUUGGGGAAGCAUUUUGAUGUGAAGUUGGUGGGAGAGGGUGCUAGGCAAGAGACGAUUUUGCAGUAUAGCCAUGAGAACCCUAAUAGGACUGUUGUGAACCCUUAUAUCCAUUUUGGGCAGAGGUCGGUUUGGCCUAGGGGCUUGCCAUUGGAGAAUGCUGGUGAAAUUGGGCAUGAAGAGUAUUACACUGAGAUUUUUGGUGGGAAGCAGUUUAUUCAACAGGGUAUUUCGAUUGGGCUUCCUGAUGUCGAUUCAGUGUUCUAUUUCACCCGAAAAUCGGGGCUGGAAGCCUUUGACAUUAGGUUCGAUGACCAAGCUCCAAAAGUGGCAUUGCCACAAGGUAUGAUGGUGCCUGUUAAUUCGUUCAAUACGAUUUACCAUUCUUCGGCGUUUUGGGCUUUGAUGCUUCCUGUUUCUGUUAGCUCAAUGGCUUCAGAUGUGUUGAGGGGUUACUGGGGGCAGAGGAUGCUGUGGGAAAUUGGUGGCUAUGUUGUGGUUUAUCCCCCCACAGUUCAUCGAUAUGAUAGGACUGAGGCAUACCCGUUUUCAGAAGAGAAAGAUCUUCAUGUGAAUGUAGGUCGUUUGACUAAGUUUUUGGUUUCUUGGAGAUCAGGGAAGCAUAGAUUGUUUGAGAAGAUACUGGAUUUAAGUUUUGCGAUGGCGGAAGAAGGAUUCUGGACCGAGAAGGAUGUAAAGUUCACUGCUGCUUGGCUUCAGGACUUGCUUGCUGUUGGAUACCAACAGCCAAGGCUAAUGUCGCUAGAAUUAGAUCGACCUCGCGCGAGUAUUGGCCAUGGAGACCGGAAAGAGUUUGUCCCUCAAAAGUUGCCAUCUGUUCAUCUUGGGGUUGAGGAAACGGGGACUGUGACUUCUGAAAUUGGAAACUUGAUCAGAUGGAGGAAGAAUUAUGGGAAUGUGGUGCUUAUUAUGUUCUGCAAUGGUCCUGUAGAUCGUACUGCUCUUGAAUGGAGAUUGCUUUAUGGGCGUAUAUUUAAAACUGUAGUUAUUUUGUCUGGGCAAAAGAGCCAAGAUCUUGCUGUUGAAGAAGGCCAAUUGGAGCAAAUAUACAAGUAUCUGCCAAAGAUAUUUGAUUUAUAUAGCAGUGCGGAGGGAUUUUUAUUCCUUCAGGACAAUACCAUUCUCAAUUACUGGAAUCUACUAGAAGCAGACAAGACUAAAUUAUGGAUUACAAAUAAGGUAUCCGAAUCUUGGGUUAGUGUUUCAACCAAGGACAGCGAUUGGUGUUCAAAACAAGCAGACAUGGUAAAGAAAGUUGUUAGCACAAUGCCAGUUCACUUCCAAGUAAAUUACAAAGAAACUGAAAAAAGUGGCCAGAGCCUCACAAUAUGCAGUUCUGAAGUGUUCUACAUCCCUCGGCAUUUUGUAGCCGACUUUGUCGAUCUUGUCAAUCUAGUGGGAGAUCAAGAAAUCCAUCACAAGGUAGCAAUACCCAUGUUCUUUGUAUCAAUAGAUUCACCUCAGAAUUUUGACUCGGUGCUUAAUACAAUGAUUUAUAAGCAAGAAGCACCUGCAAAUUCUUCUACCCUUUAUUCAGCAAAAGUAUCUGCUGUUCACCCGUGGAAUGUUUCGGGUGAACCGGAUUUCAUAAAACUUAUCAGAAUAAUGGCAGAAGGGGACCCUCUCCUAUUGGACUUAGUAUGAAGGUAUAAAACACCAUCUUUUUUAUACCGAAAAAGGAAUUUGAAAAAAAGAAAAAUUUUCAAAAGAGAGGAAGAAAGAUGUGUACCACUUUGUUGAAUGUUUUUC
Molecule: messenger RNA, 2590 nt
Organism: Morus notabilis
Lineage: Eukaryota; Viridiplantae; Streptophyta; Magnoliopsida; Rosales; Moraceae
Product: probable glycosyltransferase STELLO2
Exons: 3
Coding region: 203-2485 (760 amino acids)
Source: RefSeq, a predicted model, not a curated record